AUGUGUUCAUGUGGGUUCUUUGUCAACUUUGUAACAAGUAACCCCGGAGAAAAAGCCUAUGAUGCAGGACUUUUAUCAUCAUAUGAAGAACUUAUGCACAGUCUUUCUGAUAAACCAGAACUCAUACCAUUCGAGCCAAUAAAAACAGCAGAACAAAAAUACCCCAGCACAGAAUAUCAACCCGUCUACUAUGGUGCUGAAAGUUUUGAAGCAUCGAUAGAACUAAUGAUAGAAUAUGCUGAAACAAUACCGAGACCAUUCGGAGUGCGCUACAAUGCUUACACACAAAGUAUCAAAAUCUUGGAUUCAAAACACCAGAUAGAAAAUCUGGUCACAAAUAUAAAUUCUGAAAUUCAGAUAUUAGCAAACGCGCUGAAAAAAAUGUAA
This is a messenger RNA of Ctenocephalides felis (cat flea), 387 nucleotides long. RefSeq names its product protein henna. NCBI's taxonomy places the organism in Eukaryota, Metazoa, Arthropoda, Insecta, Siphonaptera, Pulicidae. Gene Ontology annotation, biological process: L-tyrosine biosynthetic process. The record is from RefSeq and is a predicted model, not a curated record. The transcript has 3 exons. The coding region runs from base 1 to 387 and encodes 128 amino acids. Gene Ontology annotation, molecular function: phenylalanine 4-monooxygenase activity; iron ion binding.